This is a messenger RNA of Effrenium voratum, 879 nucleotides long. NCBI's taxonomy places the organism in Eukaryota, Dinophyceae, Suessiales, Symbiodiniaceae. The record is from the annotation of a GenBank genome assembly.
AUGAGCUCGGUGGGUCGCGUACUGGCUGGCACGUGGCUUUGGGGCUUUGUUUUGCUCGUGGACCUCGUUUUGCUGAACAUGGUCCUGGCUAUCUUGAUGGAUGCUUAUGGGGCGGUGAAGUCGCAUGCCAGCGUCAUGACCACCGUCCCGCAUCAAAUCUCUGAGAUGCUUCGCAGGCGCCGCCUCACCCGAGAAAAGAAGAGGGUACGCUUGAGCGACAUCUGGUUCGCGUACCUAAACAAGUUUAAGGAUGCUGAGGAGAUGCUGGCAAGCCAGGCCAUGGUCAUGCCGGAAGACCUGGUGAAGCAGGUGCCAGGCCUCCAGAUGGCCCAGGCCAAGCGCACAAUGUCGCAUGCGAUGAUGCAGCAGGAUGACAAUGAUUCCCGCUACGGGGUCCACCAGAUGGGUCUGCAGAUCAAAAUGUGCAACAUGCGCGCCAAGAUCCUGCAGGAGGAGGUCCUGGCCAUCCGCUCGGCACUGGAGGAGGUGCGCCUGGCUGCGGAGCCGCUGCCCAGCCCCUCGCACCUGGGCCUGAAGGAGAGUACCGUCCGCAUCGUGGAGAUCCUGAAGACGAGUGUGGGUGGUCUUCGCGAUCAGGUGGACGGAGUGUUGCAGGAUGAGAUGCAGAUCCACGAGAUGCGGCAGUACCAGCUUCAGGAUGAGCAGCGUGCCAUGAGGCUGUGUGCGCAGGAUGCAAAGGCGAAGCUGAAAGCUAUGCUACGAAGACUGGAGGGGCUCAGCACGACCCUGGAAAAGCAUGUGACCAAGGAGCAGGUGACGUCCGUCUUUGGCAACGGCCGCCCCCAAGAGGGGGUGAGCCUGGCGCGAAGCCUUGCCGUCUGCUCUGAACCCACCAGAGGCCAGGUCACCAUGUCCUAG